AUGUGCCGCCUGCAUCGCUCAGUUUCGCCACGUCCUCGACAUGUUCAUUACGACGGGAAAGAGCAACACUUCGGUUGUCUACGUCAACUCGUCGAGCAGAUAUCUCCUCCUGCCCAUUGUUUCAGGCCUGGAAUGCGAGCAAUUUAUCCACUUCAAGAGUGUAAAUUCCAUCAGACUUCUGGGUCCAUAUACCAUAAUUGCCGCCUUCUUUACAGCUCUCUUCGUCAUGAUCGGCCUCGGCUUGUUGACGCAUUUCCUGCGCUUUCGGAUCAUCCGGAGGAAAGUAAGUGUAUGCCUUCGCAACCGCCACUUGGGCCAUUUGAUAUCGCUUUCCGGUACCUUCAGAAUGGCCGUCAAGGCUUCUCCAAGUCGACAGCCUUGACCGCCAGAGUUGCUCUUUGCGAGGAGCAACUGAAAUGCUCGGCAAUUUGUCUGCUUUUAGGUCCGCUUUCGCCUGACAGGCCUUCGCGGGGGCUGCAAGCGAAAUCCGAUCGUCGAAGAGUGACCAAGUCCCGAUGA
Protopolystoma xenopodis is the source of this 519-nucleotide messenger RNA. Lineage: Eukaryota; Metazoa; Platyhelminthes; Monogenea; Polystomatidea; Polystomatidae. The record is from the annotation of a GenBank genome assembly.